Molecule: messenger RNA, 3180 nt
Organism: Owenia fusiformis
Lineage: Eukaryota; Metazoa; Annelida; Polychaeta; Sabellida; Oweniidae
Source: the annotation of a GenBank genome assembly
UUAGAACAAUAAAGGUAAGAAAAAUCUCAUGUAAUAAAUCAGUUUAUUUCAUUCACUCCUGGCAUUUUAAUAACUUAACAUAUCACUCAUCUACUCCAGUUACAGCUCAAGAUUAAAAGAUCACAACUCAAAUGUAAAAACGUUUUAAUAAUUUGAGAUGAAUAACGAGAAAAAAACAGUGAAUUGCAAUUCAAAAUAUAAAACCCAAAAAUUAGACAAACUUUUCAAGAUUUAGAAAGACGUUGUCUAUGAAAUAAAAUUACUUUGAUGAUUAAUUAAUUUCCAGGAAAACACUUGAAGGAGUUGUUACUCUCUGACACAAGACACGCAGAACAAAUACGUCCAGGUACAAAGUAGUUUAAAAUCAAUUUCCAAGACAGAAAUAGGACCUUAGUGAUCUGAGAUGGACAUUUUAAUGACAAAAUAUACAACUUAACGGACUACUUAACAAGGAAAUGUAGAUUUUUUGUGGCAAUAAAAAUAUGUUAACUCCACUUUGUCAAUGGACGAGAGCUAUUAACACGAUUCCAUGACGUAAAGUAAUCAGAAAUAAUUGGAUAAAAAUGGAUUGUGCACUUGACGCGCCAUGUUGAGACGUAGAGGAUGAUAAAGCAAGUUUAGUUGCUUGGCAUCUAAAAAAUUUAUUUUAACAAAUCAAACACUUUUUCAUUUUUCAUUUUUGCACAAAUCAUUAAUACCAGAAACAAAUCAAACAGGUCGAAAUAUAAACAUAAUUUAAGAUUGUAAAGUAAACAUUUCAUAAUUCAUGAGAACUGGAGUGUUAAAUGAAAGAUAACAAAAUCCAUUUGUUACUGUCAAACAAGACAAAUUAGAUGAGAAAUAACACACAGUUUAUCAAAGAAUUCUAAAAUGAAACAGGCUACAUCGUGUAAAUGACAGAUAUCAGUGUGGAAAUCUAACCAAGAAAAAGUAAUAAAUCAUUUGGACAAAUCAGAUGAAAGACAACUCACAGUGAUCAUUGUAUCAAAGAAUUCUGGGAAUAAACAGCCUACAUCAUUUCAAUGACAAAUAUCCGAGUGGAUAAAUUGUACCAGAAAAUCCAAUGAAUCAAGAAGCAGAAUUAUAGAUUACUCCGUUUGUUCAAAAGUGAUUUCAAUUUCAUUCACAUCCAGACUUGAUGAACCUGGAGGAGGAGAUGCAACAACGAAACAUCCUGUCGAUGAGGAAACCUCCGCAAUUUCUUCAGAAAACACUGUCGCUGAAGAACAAACUGAGCCUCAAAGAGACAAAUUAUAUACAAGAGAGCAGAAAAAUUGAGCCUCAAAGACACAAAUUAUAUACAAGAGAGCAAACUCUACAAACAAAGAGAUCAUUGAAGAACUGGUCAACGACAAAACACAAACACUAAUACUUUGACACUGUGGACAAGCGUAAAGAAUCUAAAACAUUGAAACUCUUGAGUAGAACUUUGUCAACAUGUGUCACAAAUAUCUAUUCAGAAAUGUAACACCUCCAAGCCCAGAGGACUGUCUUCACAACCAUAAUAACUCAGAUGAAGUGGAUAGAUUAUUGUUUCAACUUGAUGCUAUGAAGACGGUCGAAUUCAGCCUUCUGGGAAUCGGAGCAAUUAUUAUUUGCGUUUUUGGAUUUGUGACGAAUAUAAUGAGCUUGAUUGUGCUAUCAAGGAAGGAGCUAAAAUCGACAUCUUUCACUUAUCUGACUGCGAUAUGUAGCAUUGAUCUUGGAGUGCUUCUUGUCACGACAUUUAUGAUUGGACUGAGUACUGUGUUUGCACCACCCACAAAAUAUGGACUACUUCUUGAUGGAACUAUUUUGCCAUAUUUGUAUCCAUACAUUCGGCCUCUUUACUUGAUGUUCACAACAGCAAGUAUCUGGCUCGUGACGGCUUUAACGAUUGACAGGUACAUCACAAUAUGUUAUGCCUUGAAGAGUUCUUAUAUCUGUACCACUGUGAAGGCACGCAUUAUCAUCAUAUUUGUCUGCGUGUUUGCCCUUCUCUACAACAUCCCCACUUUCUUUGAAUACCAGGCCAGGACUGUCCAAGUUGCAUACGUCGAGAAGGGUUUCAUAAUCUACAAGCUGACUUGGUUCGGUCUCCAGAAAGCCUUCAGAUUGUGUUACCAUUCCUGGGUUUAUAUCAUUGCGAUUUGGGCUCUACCCUUCGUAAUCAUGAUCAUCAUGAAUGGCUUAUUGGCUCGUACUGUCCACAAAGCACGCAAAAAGAGCAAGGAAAUGGGGUGUAUCCAGCCACGAGGACAGGAUGUCACCAUUAUGAUGGUUGUCAUGGUAACUGUGUUUUUCAUCUGUCAGUGUCCGAACAUGGUGUGCCAUCUAUUGUAUGUCCUAGAUGUGGAGGUUUUCCACUCCAGUGAAUUUCAAAAGUUUGCAGCAAUUUCCUCUUUACUUGUGCUGUUUAACUCUGCCAUCAAUAUCUUUAUAUACGCUGGUUUUGGGAGAAAAUUCAGGACUGAAUUCAUGGAAAUAUUCUGUAAAUGUCGCAGAGAGAUGGAGGAUACCGCUAACAUGGCAACAACCAGUGAAAAUAAGAUGCUUUCGUCUGGAAAAUUCCCAUGGCAGAAGAAGGCAAGCGACAGAAGUACAGACUCCACCUCUGACCUAAUCACAACAAAGUUCUAAUAUGGCCCAUAAUGCAACAGUAAAUUAGCAAACAUUUCUAAAUGGGUAAGAAAAUGUUAUCAAUCAGGAGGCAAGAGAUUGGCCAGCAAAUGACUAUUGGAUAAAAAGCUUAAAUGUGACUCCAAAUGCAAUAAUUGAACAGACAAAAGCUGAACCUGACAUAGCAUAUAAUAACAUAAGGUGACCAACCCUGAGUUAAAUGCCAAUCGUCAGCCCAGGAAUCUAUUCUAUAAACUUCAUAAAAACAGAGUUUCCUAAAUUCAUAAUUGUAACCAGGAUAUUACACACUGUCUCGUGAAAUAAACUCAAUUUCGAUCAUGAUAGUUAGUGGUUCACCUUUUAACACUGAAACAGAAGAAAUUCACUUUUUGAAGUGAUUACUUUGAUCGCCUUCUUGUACCAUUUGUGAUCUAUGGAGUGUAUAUGAACGUGUCAACUCACCACUUUGAUAGAUAGAAUUCAUAUAGCUUCACAGGACACCUUAGUGGGUUAUCAGCAUUUUCACAUUGUUCAAAGACUGGCUGGUCUUCCUUCACCAUUCUCUUCUUGUCAGCACCUGGA